Malaya genurostris is the source of this 1880-nucleotide messenger RNA. RefSeq lists its product as uncharacterized. Gene Ontology annotation, cellular component: preribosome, large subunit precursor; Las1 complex. Bases 157 to 1845 code for a protein of 562 amino acids. Gene Ontology annotation, molecular function: endonuclease activity. Lineage: Eukaryota; Metazoa; Arthropoda; Insecta; Diptera; Culicidae. The record is from RefSeq and is a predicted model, not a curated record. The transcript has 3 exons. Gene Ontology annotation, biological process: maturation of LSU-rRNA; maturation of 5.8S rRNA.
AAUGCGUAUGGAAGUAAACAUUCAUCGCACCGAACACGGUAAUAAGUGAGAUAGCGGUCAGUUCUGUUCUACAUUACUGGGUGAAGAUAGAAUCGAAUUAAAUCAAUUUUCGUCCGUUAUUUCAACAAUUCCAAGCAUCUGAAAAAAAAAACGACAAUGAAUGUCGAUUCAUUACCUCGAGAAUUUCCUGCGAGUUGCAUUGAUUCGAAAAAGAAAAAUACUACCCACAUUUCAGCAUGGUUCGACAGAGAAGAAUUCAAACUCGUUUAUGAUCGCAUUUUUUCUUCCGACGUAUCGGACCUAGAUUCGAAAGAAUCAGGUCUGAAGCUAUUGAAAGUAUGGAAGAUCCGACAGAAUCGGCACACACCGGUCAGUGUGCUGUGCACGAUGACGAUCCUGGAGGUACAGAUUUACGAUGCCCAGCGCCAGCGGGAUAAAAAAGACGGCAAUAGCGAUGAAAUCAAAAACAUUUACUCUGGAGCCUUUACCAGGUUCAUUAACUAUCUCACGGAGAGUCACAAGCAGAGUGGUGCGGGACGGAGAGGUACUAUAUCGAAUCGGGUUGGUAAGAUCGGAAUCGAAGGGUUUAUAGUAGAAUUAAGACAUCUGUGCGCUCACACUUCGAUGUCGAUUUCGGUCGAUGUAUUUCGACGGUCGGCCGAAUAUUGCCUAAACUGGUUGAAGGUUUGCUACUGGCAACGCGAGCUGGAGCUGAUACAAAGCUGUGACGCGAAACAAAUAAAACGUAACACUUUGGAAGCAAAACAGCAGCAGGAACUGAUGUGCAUGGCUGCAAUAUACGAUGUUGCUACGAAAGCUAUGCAUCUGGGAGCACAAACGUUAAGCGCAUCGGAAAAUAAACUUACCCCGUCCCAAUUCCAACUUCUGCAGGAGCACGCUUUGGCCAACAGAAAUGACCGGUUGAACUCUAUUGUGUUUGAUGUUGUUCGUUAUCUUUCGGAAAAUAUGAAACUGCCCAAAUGUUCUGAAACGGUACUAGCCGUUUGUGAUGCCUUCCUUAGCUGCCAGUACAUGUUUGAAGCACCGGUCAAAGGAAACACCCAGGGACUGGCAUGUAUCCAUCAACGUCUCUUUCAAGUGCUGGUUGCAAGGGGCUACAUUCAGAGAUACAUGGAAAAACUAAUCGACAUCUGCGAAGACGGUCAGGAGUCGGCCGAACGAAGAGCAGGAGCGAAAUUUUGGGCCAUCGAGAUAGCUUUAGCUUUUCGUUUGUUGAAGAAAUUCAAGAAGCUCAUCAACAGUCUUCCGGCACGAUCGCCUCGGUACGUUCGUCGUGAACACACCAAGAAAAUGUCCAGAACGAUUCGUGAAAUCUACGAAAACAAAUUGAGGGUUGAUUUGCAGAACACAAUCAUUAUUGGAAUGUCGGCCAACUGUCCAUGGCAUCUGCGGUUCUCGAGAAGUUAUCUCAUCGAUCGGAUUUUGAACGUGAACGUAUACACCAAGGAAAUUAUGCCGAUAAUCCUAGCUUUGGCGGAACCUCAUCUAAAGUUGUCCAAACGGGAGUCAAUCGAGGCUGCGAUGGAAAAGUUUACACUCAAUUACUUGGCCGUAGCAGGCGACGAAGAGACGCAGCAUGACGAGCCCUCCUGUGCGAGUAGGACGACUUCUACUCCAAAAAGAACAGGUGGCCGAAAACAAACACAAUCCGAAGUAUAUUGUUUGGAUGAUGUUUUACGAGCUGUCGGACGGAAGCCUUUGGACGUUGACAGGCAAGAUGCGGAUGGUACUAAGAUACCCAAACAGUACGGUGUUUGGUCAGAAGUGCCAGCCGACGGAUUGGAUUGGGGCAGUUGCCCUUUGGGAAAGUUAGUUUGGGAUUAAUGAACCCUUCAAUAAAGGUGAAUGAAAAAUUGAAA